Messenger RNA from Propithecus coquereli (Coquerel's sifaka), 3705 nucleotides. It is a transcript of the gene KLHL25, whose product is annotated as kelch-like family member 25. The coding region runs from base 99 to 1868 and encodes 589 amino acids. The transcript has 2 exons. Gene Ontology annotation, molecular function: protein binding. Lineage: Eukaryota; Metazoa; Chordata; Mammalia; Primates; Indriidae. The record is from RefSeq and is a predicted model, not a curated record.
GGCACCUGAGGCCAGGGUUGAAGGGUCACCUGCAAGAGGGCAGACGGCAGGAGGGCCCCUCUCACCUGUGGGCUCGUUCCCCCGCAGGCUGGUGCACCAUGUCGGUCAGCGUCCAUGAGACCCGCAAGUCGCGGAGCAGCACGGGGUCCAUGAACGUCACCCUCUUCCACAAGGCCUCCCACCCAGACUGCGUGCUGGCCCACCUCAACACACUGCGCAAGCACUGCAUGUUCACGGACGUCACGCUCUGGGCAGGCGACCGGGCCUUCCCCUGCCACCGUGCUGUGCUGGCCGCCUCCAGCCGCUACUUCGAGGCCAUGUUCAGCCACGGCCUGCGGGAGAGCCGGGACGAUACGGUCAACUUCCAGGACAACCUGCACCCCGAGGUGCUGGAGCUGCUGCUGGACUUCGCCUACUCCUCGCGCAUCGCCAUCAACGAGGAGAACGCCGAGUCGCUGCUGGAGGCAGGCGACAUGCUGCAGUUCCACGACGUGCGGGACGCCGCCGCCGAGUUCCUGGAGAAGAACCUCUUCCCCUCCAACUGCCUGGGCAUGAUGCUCCUCUCGGACGCCCACCAGUGCCGCCGGCUCUACGAGUUCUCCUGGCGCAUGUGCCUGGUGCACUUUGAGACGGUGCGGCAGAGCGAGGACUUCAACAGCCUGUCCAAGGACACGCUGCUGGACCUCAUCUCGAGCGACGAGCUGGAGACUGAGGACGAGCGAGUGGUCUUCGAAGCCAUCCUCCAGUGGGUGAAGCACGACCUCGAGCAGCGGAAGACCCACCUGCCCGAGCUCCUGCGCAGUGUGCGGCUGGCCCUGCUGCCGUCCGACUGCCUGCAGGAGGCCGUCUCCGGCGAGGCCCUCCUCAUGGCUGACGAGCGCACCAAGCUCAUCAUAGACGAGGCCCUGCGCUGCAAGACCAGGAUCCUGCAGAACGACGGGGUGGUCACCAGCCCCUGCGCCCGGCCACGCAAGGCGGGCCACACGCUCCUCAUCCUGGGGGGUCAGACCUUCAUGUGCGACAAGAUCUACCAGGUGGACCACAAGGCCAAAGAGAUCAUCCCCAAGGCAGACCUGCCCAGCCCCCGGAAGGAGUUCAGCGCCUCGGCAAUCGGCUGCAAGGUCUACGUGACCGGGGGCAGGGGCUCCGAGAAUGGGGUCUCCAAGGACGUGUGGGUGUACGACACCGUGCACGAGGAGUGGUCCAAGGCGGCGCCCAUGCUGAUCGCCCGCUUUGGCCACGGGUCAGCCGAGCUGGAAAACUGCCUCUAUGUGGUGGGAGGACACACGUCCCUGGCGGGUGUCUUCCCGGCCUCACCUUCUGUCUCCCUGAAGCAAGUGGAGAAGUACGACCCCGGGGCCAACAAGUGGACGAUGGUGGCCCCAUUGAGGGAUGGUGUCAGCAAUGCCGCAGUGGUGAGUGCCAAGCUGAAGCUCUUUGUUUUCGGAGGGACCAGCAUCCACAGGGACAUGGUGUCCAAAGUCCAGUGCUACGACCCCUUGGAGAACCGGUGGACGAUCAAGGCUGAGUGUCCCCAGCCUUGGCGAUACACGGCCGCCGCCGUCCUAGGCAGCCAGAUCUUCAUCAUGGGAGGUGACACGGAAUUCACGGCUGCCUCGGCCUACCGCUUCGACUGCGAGACCAACCAAUGGACGCGGAUCGGGGACAUGACCGCCAAGCGCAUGUCCUGCCACGCCCUGGCUUCUGGCAACAAACUCUACGUGGUCGGGGGCUACUUUGGGACCCAGAGAUGUAAGACCCUGGACUGCUAUGACCCCACUUCGGACACGUGGAGCUGCGUCACCACAGUGCCCUACUCGCUCAUCCCCACGGCCUUUGUCAGCACCUGGAAGCACCUGCCCGCGUGAAGAGCACCUGCAGAGCCCAGCCAGACCGCGUGUUUGUCCCCUCCCCACGGCUGCAGCCCUCACUGUCACAGCGUGAGCUCACCAGCCCCGGGCCAGCAUCUGAGGGGCUGCAGGGGCUCGGCCGCUGUGGGAGCAGCAGCCUCGGCCGUUCUGAGCUUCAGGCAAGAAGAGAAGCAUCGCCCGAGUCUCGUGUGCCCCCGGAGGCCUCUUUAGCUUCGCAGUGGUGUGGGGGAGGAGAGGCCCUUCCAGAGGGGCAUGGGCUGCCACCAGGACUGCCCCCCGGUCUCAGAGAGACGGACCCAGCUGCAGAGCCUUGAGGUCACCCGUGUGAACACGUCCUGGACUGGGGCCGGGUCAGCAGGGGCCGGAGGGUCCUGGGAGUGGGAGCAGCACUGGGUGGGCCUCAGUGCCCCAGCGCUGCCCGCACAGCCUUGCACGCCAGGGCUGCCCUGCCAGCCUUCGACGUCGUGCCAUAGGUGGCAUUCCAGACACAGGGAAGCAGGGUUCACCGGGACUGAGCAGAAAGUUGCCAAGAAGAAAACCCAGAACAGAUUUUAUAAGGGGCAAAAACGCCACCGGGUGACCACAGUGACAUCCACAAGGCCUUAUUAACAAAUAGCACCCAAACCCCCAAGGUCAAAGAGGAGAUCUCCUGGGGGCCCCUCCCCAAAGCCCCAAGUCCCAGCCCAUCGACCAGGGUGGUGCAGCUGGGCACCCACUCACGGGGGAGGCUGGGCUCAUGCGGCAGGCUCAAGGUCCCAGGGUGACCUGGGGGGCCGCCCCUACCUCCCCUCCUCAGAGCCCACCCCAGAGGCAGUGACGACCUCCGCCCCUGUCAACAGCACAGGAGACCACACCUGCCCACAGAUGUGGCCCUACCCUCCCAGAUGGGGAGCAGCUAUGAGCUGGGGGCCACACAGGGACCCUGGGGCACCCCUGCAGCUCCCUCAGGGCUGCGGCCAUCUCCGCGUGGAGGACAGUGAUGAGUCCCCAGCCAGCACUCGCCAUCCUCCGCCGUCUUGGCCUUCCUCCUGGUGACACGGAUCUGUCCCCUCUUUGCUCCCUGAGCUCAAAACUAAGAAUGGUCCCAAGAGAACUGCCAAACAUUUGUUCAUUGCUGUCACUUCCUAAGUCACUGGGGUCCCUCAUCUGUCCCCAGCAUCUGGGUUGUGGGGGAGGUUAGCUCCUGCCAGUGGCCACCCCAAACUCCCUCGCUCACCGCAGGCCACCCUUUUGAGGGUGAGGGGACCUCUCAGGGCCUUGGGGAGGGGCUGGGCUGGGUGCCCAAACCUGGGGCUUCCCGGCCGCCCGCCAUGUGCACACACUGCUUGGCUGGCUCAGGAUUAGGGCUCCAGACUGGGCUACACUGUCGAUAAAAGAUUUGGGGCCACAUUACAAACCAGCUGUUUGAGCAGCCCUGAGUGUGCUCCCACCUCAGCACCAGCACUGGUCCUGUGGGCCGCUUUGGGGAGCGGGACCUCUGGGCAGGGUUUGCCCGUCGAUGCGCUCCAGCCGUGGGGCGCGGGCCACGCGUGGCUGAGAGCGGAAGCUGCGUCCCGGGGCUCCUCGGAUCCCGCAGAGACCCCAAAGGCCGGCCUCCUUUGCUUGUGGGAUCCAUCUCAGCUGCCUAAAGACACUUGGCUCUGGCCCCCGGGCCACGGCUCUGCCGGGGACCUUGGGAGCCCCUGGCCCCUGGGGCUGGUGGAGGAAGCCGCGGGCCAGCGGGGAGGGCCCUUGCCGUAAAGCAUACUUCUUCUCUCAGCACAGAGGACCUAGCCAUGGUGCUUUCCCCGAAAGUUGUGUUGCUUUUAUUGGUUUUCUAACUUAAUAAAAAGAG